CCCCUGGCGCCUGCGGGCCGCGGUUCCCGGCCGGGCGGGUUUGCGGGCGGACCGGCCGGGCGCCAUGGCGCGGGAGCCCGCGUUCGUGCUGCGCUGCCUGGCCGAGGUGGAGGAGCUGGCGGAGGAGGUGCUGGCGGGGCGGCGGCAGAUUGUGGACCUGGAUCUAAAGCGGAAUCAGAACCGAGAAGCUCUCAGGGCUCUGCAGAAGGACCCGGACCCUUCUGAUAAAGCAAUGGUUUGCUUUGGAAACAUGUUUAUUCAGCUUCCAAAUUCAAAAACGAAGGAAAUGAUUCAGAAAGAUCAGGAGCACUUAGACGAGGAAAUAAACCAACUUCGGAAAGAGCUGAGAGUGAAGGUCAGCCGUCUCUUUGAAGCUCAAGGUAAACCUGAGUUGAAAGGAUUUAACUUGAACUCCAUGACCCAUGAGGAAAUGAGAGUAAUCAAUCAGAUAUUGGAAGGACGAAACUAGACCUUCAUCACGGAGACGUCAACGUUGCUGAUAAGGUGCAUUCAGACUGUCACUCACAGUACAAAAUCUGUGGACAAUCUCCAGAUUUCUUGAAGACAUAUUUAUUCCUGGUAUCUCUCGAGUGGUAAAUUUCCUAAGAAGUAUUUGGCUUCUGAAAUCUUUUCACGGUAGGAAUCAUUCGGGUCCAGUGUUGGUUAUGGAUUAAACACUGCAGUUUGCAGAGACUUGCUAGAACACUGGCCCUUUUAGUUAUUUGACAGUCUGCCAUCACUGGGGUGGGAGUGGGAUUAUUGGAAUCAGAGGAGCAGGACAUUCCUAACUGCAUCUCUUUAUGUAAGAACUUCUGUAACUAGUGCAUUCUAUUGGCAAGAAAGGGAGUAGGAGGGAAGAACUGUGAAUCCAUAGCGUCUUCAAAGAAUAAAUAACUUUGAGUUGUGUAAGCUUGUGGUGGUAGGAAAUUGUGAAUCAAUUAAACUGUACGCUUAAGAAAAUUCCUGGAUUUUUUUUAAGUGUACAAUAGAUACUUGACAGGUUUCAGAGUAGCAGCCAUGUUUGUCUGUAUCCGCAAAAAGAACAGGAGUACUUGUGGCACUUUAGAGACUAACAAAUGUAUUAGAGCAUAAGCUUUGAAGUGGACUGUAGCCACGAAAGCUUAUGCUCUAAUAAAUCUGUUAGUCUCUAAAGUGCCACAAGUACUCCUGUUCUUUUUAAUAGAUACUUGAGUGCCUGUUAAUCUGAAGGGUCUACUUCUAAGCUAGGAUCCUGUGUCUAAACUUGUAAGAAGAGAUCUGGAAGAAGUAGGAUUGUUUACAUUAGGGAAGGGGACAUAAGUAUGCAAACCAAUGAAUGGUUCAGAGGAGAGAUUAGGUGUCUCUACUCAUCCUGUUUCGAUACAAGAAUAAGGGGCUAUUCAAUGA
Messenger RNA from Dermochelys coriacea (leatherback sea turtle), 1386 nucleotides. RefSeq names its product p53 and DNA damage regulated 1 (gene PDRG1). The coding region runs from base 65 to 469 and encodes 134 amino acids. NCBI's taxonomy places the organism in Eukaryota, Metazoa, Chordata, Testudines, Dermochelyidae. The record is from RefSeq and is a predicted model, not a curated record. The transcript is spliced from 5 exons.